AACCAUUUAUUGUCAUGUGAUUUGUUGUCAGGACAUCACAGCCGACGGAUCUAAUAUUUUGAUGCUUGUUGUGUGUUUAUUGCAUUAUUUUCAAAAAUGUACACUGCCGCGACGGAGAGUUUAAUAAAGCAGGCAAGAGAAAUAAAGGAAGAAGAGCUGCAGAGGUUUUGUGGACGCAUAUUUAAGCUGCUCCACAGUAAAGAUGUUAGUGGAGACACAGUGGACUCCCUCCAGAGGCUCAAUCUGAUCGUUUCUGCCACUAAAUAUGCGAGAGAGCUCCCGUCAGAUCUGGUGCUGAAGCUGCAGACGGUUCUUCGUUCUUCUUCAUGUCCAGAGCAGCUUCAGGUUCUGUCCUCCUCCAUCAUCCGGGACAGAUUUCCUCCCAGCGUGCACAGCCUCUGCUCCGAUCUCAGUCACGACAGCAGGACCUUCAGCCAUGUGGCCAGUGUUGUUCUCGCUCAGGCUGGAAGUAAAGAAGAUGUGAUGCCUCUUUGCCACCAUUUGCUGAAAAGUCUCGAGUCUCGGCUGUCUGACGGACAGAUAUCCAGACAUGUGCUUCCCAUUCUCUCUAAGAUGAUUACUGUUUAUCCAGAGAUUCUCACAGAUGAUCAGGUGAAUGUGGUCAGUCGUAAGUUGGUGGACUGGUUGCGUUAUGCCAGUAUGCAGCAGGGAGCCUCCAUGUCUUCUGGGGGAUUUUUCAGUGGACCAAGAACACGUCAGCCUGCUCCGCUGACGGAGGUGGAUGGGGUGGUAACAGGUGACUUCUUCACUGUGCUGUGUGUGGGUCAGAGCUACACUGAGGACCAGUGGAUGAAUAUGUACACUUUCUCUAUGAUCAAGAGUUGGCUGCUCACUUAUGACACAGAUGGGACUACAAACACAGAAUCAGCUCUACUAAUAAAAGCGCAGGGCAUUCAUUCACAGCACCAAGAUGAUCGCUCAGAGGUGGACAGUUCAGUGACGUCCAUGGUGUCGGCCACAUCCUCUUCCAUCAGACUACUUCCUCCCAAAGAGAGACUCCGAGAGAAGGCUUUUGAGUACUGCCAGCGUCUCAUUGAACAGAGUGACAGGAAGGCCCUGAAGAAGACAGACACAGAGCUGCAGAAAGCAUGUAUUGUUGAGUCCGUGUCAAUAUUGGACAUCAUCUGUGGUGAGGACCCCUCCUACGUGUACCGUGCCUUCCCCUGCAUCAAAGCCCUGUACGGCAGACUGAAUAAAGAUCUCACCUAUGCUCGAGCCCUGUUGCCUAUCGCUCAGUUCUACCUCAACCACGGUGAGAUUGCAGCGGUGGACUCCGAGGCUGUGUUCUGCCAACUCUUCAGUCACUGUCCCGCCGAGCAGUUCAACGAGCCCAUGCUUGCCUUCGAGUUUGUCCAGUUCUGUCUUCUCAAUGCUAGUGUGCUGCAGGACAGGGUGACCAAAUACAGACAGAGCUUCCCAAACCUCCUGAAGUUCUUGGCAUGGAACAGUUCAGGAUUGAUUGCAGAGUUUGUGGAGCUGCUCCCAUCACUGAUAGCUCCAGAUACAGCCAUUGAGUUACUGCACACUAUCCUUGAUCUGCCCUGUUUAGCAGCAGCCCUGGACCUCCAGCAGAGAUCAGCAUGCUAUCAGGCUCCAGACCGUCCCGCAUGGGACCAGCAGGGGGCGAAGGUGGCCGCUUGUCUGGAUGCCUUCCGCCAGCCGUCCUGUAGGGGCCUCUUCCUCUACAUCCUCAGACCUGAGGCUGGGACCGGAGACACAAUAGACAGGCUAAAAAUGCUUCAUGAGGUUUUGGCUGACAUGGCGGAGAGUCCACGAGCUGUUCGGUGUGCUCAGGUCGUUCCUGUGCUUCUGCAUGUGUACUUCAACACAGUCACUCAGAAAGCUGAUGAGAAAAUGUUGAACCAGCUGUUGCUAGUGCUGCUGGAGAGAAGCAGUCUGCUCUACGACAUCAAGACAUUUAAUGUUGAAGUCCAAAAGGUGUUCAGCACCCACCUGCAGGCCCUGUGCAAACUCCACCCACCACUGAUUGUGGAUCAGUCCAGGGAGAUCCUGGAGCUCGCAAGCUCCCCUGCCAACAUUUACAGUAAAGAAGACUUCUACACUCAUGUGGUGUGGGUCAUUGGCGAAUAUCUCUCAGUGUCCUAUGACCCUCGCUGCACGGUGGAACGGAUCACAUCUUUUUUUGAGUGUUUGGAGGCGGUGCUGUUUGAGAUCACGCAGGUGCGACAGUCCGCCAGUCCUCCGAGCUUCUCCCCACGCCUCGUCACUGUGCUCAUGACCACCCUGGCCAAACUGGCCACACGCAGUCAGGAUCUAAUUCCCAGAGUGUCGCUCUGCCUGUCUAAGAUGCGGCCGUUUGCCCGUAGCGCUCCUGUGAUGACGUGCUACAGUGAGGAGGACACUGAGGAGAUCAUCACACGAGCUCAUGAACUUAUUAACUUGCUCAAGUUACCAAAUGUGGCUCAGUUUGUUCUGGCCCCUUCAGCUGGAGGCGACGGCCCCCGCUGGCACCGAGACACCAACGCCUCGCUUCCUCAGGGCUUGAAAGCAGUCAGCGGGCUCCUCCACAGACAUUCCAGCUCUCUGCCCACAUAAGCCAGUUCCAGGAAACUGUUUUCGAAAUAUCUGUGCAGAAUACCAAGAGAGAGUUUCUGAAGGACACAAAGGGAGAGGGAGUGACACUGGAGCAAAACAGGCAAGCACUGCUCCUCAUCAUGACUUCCACUUCUGCUCCACAAUCAGAAAUAUAUCAAGACACCAGGGGAUUGUGAUUUAUUCCUCGAUUUAUUGGAAUGUUUGUUAGAGACACAUUUCUAUAAAUGAAAUAUUCUGUGUUUAUUGUCAGGCUGCAUUUAUGAUUAGUGUCAAAACUGUUAAAAUACAGUUUAGAUCGAGUUGUUGUCCUUCUGAUUUAAAGUCUAUGAAACUAAUGGUACAAAAGAAUUAACCAUAGAAAUGACAUUUGACAAUUCAUGUGCUUACUGUCAUAUAAAUGUGACAUUAUGACAAAAUGAGUAAAAAACCUGUUAUACAUUCAAAGUCACAGUGCUUUAAAACAUGCUCUUUCAUAUCUGAGCUUCCUGGAUAAAUUUGUCAAUAGGUAAAACAGACGUUUACGUUGCAAGAAUUUCAUCAAGGUUUAUAUUUUCAGUAGGCCUU
This is a messenger RNA of Carassius carassius (crucian carp), 3141 nucleotides long. RefSeq names its product AP-5 complex subunit zeta-1-like. Lineage: Eukaryota; Metazoa; Chordata; Actinopteri; Cypriniformes; Cyprinidae. The transcript has 18 exons. The record is from RefSeq and is a predicted model, not a curated record. Gene Ontology annotation, cellular component: AP-5 adaptor complex. The coding region runs from base 97 to 2577 and encodes 826 amino acids.